AGCAGGUGUCUUGUGACAAGUGUGAAAGUCGCUGGUUGGUAACGCAGGUCAGGAGGAAGUUUUGUCGUCGUCAUGUUUCCCCUGGAAUUCGGCAUGUUUUGACGCGUUACAAGAUGUCUGACGCCCACAGAGACUUCCCUAAGGUCUUCCCAGACCACGUAAACGGGAUGCUGGCGCGUUCGGCGCUAGGAGAGUCGGAGAAUGUUGGUGCGGGUUCGGGGGAUCUCGGAGCCCCUACCCCCAUCCCUGUGGGCCCCUCCUACCUUCCCAAUGCUACCUUUGGCCUAACAGUGGUAUACAUCGUCCUCUAUGCGCUACUCUUCAUGUUCAUAUACGCGCAGCUGUGGCUCAUCCUGUACUACAGACACAAGAGGCUCAGCUACCAGACCGUCUUCCUGUUUUUAUGCCUCUUCUGGUCAGGCCUGAGGACUACCCUGUUUUCCUUCUACUUCCAAAACUGCGUCUUGGCUAACAACCUGUCGACUUUCCCCUACUGGCUGCUGUACUGCUGCCCAGUGUGUCUCCAGUUCAUCACCCUGUGUCUUCUCAACAUGUAUUUUGCACAGGUGGUCUUCAAAGCAAAAGGCAAAUAUGCCUCAAAUCCAAGCAGAUAUAAAAGGCCACUGAAAAUAGCGUUUGGGGUGGCAGUUCUAAUCUUUGUGGCCACUAACAUCACCUGCGCAGUCCUAAUACGGCGGUACGAUGGAGAGGACAUUCCUGGGGCCAUCAUUGUAGGCAGGGUGAUCAUCAACGACUCCCUGUUUGUGAUUUCUGCCAUUCUGCUGUCUGUCUGUAUAUACAAGAUUGCCAGAAUGCCAACAGCAAAUGUUUUACUGGAAGCAAAGGGCUUCACAGUGGGCCAGUCUAUAGCAGCGUCAGUAGGGAUCAUCCUGCUGUAUGUGUCCCGUGCCAUGUACAACCUGGUCGCUGUCUCACCCAUACCUACACCUUCCCUGGGAUACAGCUGGCUUAACGUCUCAGAUCAGGCUGACCUGUUGAACCUAGGGGCCAGUGACCUGAACUACCUAGUGUUUGGGCUGGUUCUGUUCUUCUGGGAGCUCCUUCCGACUUCCAUCGUGGUCAUCCUGUACCGAGUCAGGCGCCCUCCACAAGAUCUGAUGUCAUCAAGCAUGUCCACCCAGAGCUAUAAAUACUUCUUUGACAAUCCGAGGAGGUACGACAGUGAUGAUGACCUGUCCAGGGUGCACAGCAGAAGUGGCAGCCAAUAUGACAUUCCGACCCUGCCAGUCACCCCCAGCUCGUACUCCAUCAACAGCAGCACCCCCACCCCCCGGGGGUACGGCACCAUCAUGAGGAGCAGCAGCGGGAGUUACCCCUCGGGGCAGUACGGCAUGCCCGGCACCACCCCGCCACUCCUGUUCAGCACAGGCAACAUCAACCCUGGCAGCAGGUACCAGGCGUAUGAUGGGACAUGAGGGCAAAGGUCACCACACCAGGUGUAUGAUGGGACAUGAGGGCAGCUGUCUUUGCACCAGGUGUAUGAUGGGAUAUUAGGGCAGACGUUAUAGAACCAGAUGUAUGAUGGGAUAUUAGAACCAUGGCAGCAAAGAUUGAAAACAGGAGAAAAGGCACAAUCCAUUGCAGGAAAUCAAUAUGAGAGAACUAAGAAGUUAUUCUAUGACUUGAUAUACCAUAAGGUGUAGCCUGUGUGAAGUAACUUUUAAAAAUUCAAUAAUUAAUGCUUCUCUUGUGAAAUUGUGAUGUAUAGUAAUUAAAUGAAGUACAGUGUACUCAUAGUCUGAUACCUAUUCAUGCAUAUGAUAGAAAGAGGAAAACACGUAAAAAAAUAAUAUUAUGGGUCGUGCUA
Branchiostoma belcheri (Belcher's lancelet) is the source of this 1828-nucleotide messenger RNA. RefSeq names its product integral membrane protein GPR137B-like. Gene Ontology annotation, biological process: positive regulation of TORC1 signaling. The coding region runs from base 114 to 1436 and encodes 440 amino acids. NCBI's taxonomy places the organism in Eukaryota, Metazoa, Chordata, Leptocardii, Amphioxiformes, Branchiostomatidae. The transcript has 8 exons. The record is from RefSeq and is a predicted model, not a curated record. Gene Ontology annotation, cellular component: lysosomal membrane.